AUGUCGGAAAAUCGAAAGCGGAGCUCAUCCGCCAGAGACGGCGAAGAGCAACCCAAGGGCAGCGUAUCCUCCGGCAAAGGCGACAGAGAAGGUCAGGUCCAGCCAUCGGCCUCUGUUUCAAUAGAAGUGAAUAUAGGGAAUGAUUACAAUGACGGCAAUCGGCGCGAUGAAGAGACGAACCGGCGGGAUGGAAGAAGCUCUCCCUCGCAAGAUCGUCCCAACGAGAAGCAGUACAGUCCUCUAAAUUAUUCCCCAGCGAAUGGGCAACACUGCAGGAUCAGAGUCGGCGAAGUCACUCACCGCGCUCAUCGGACGCACAAAACAAGUCUACUUAUGUGGCAGCGAGUCAUGCCCCUCGGGGCACAUGUCCUGGUGGUGGUCAUUGCAAUGGAACAGGCGGUGCCGAUGGAUGCCACGGCUGUCCAGCAUACAAUAACCGAGUCGCAAAACAGGCCCAGAUGCAUAUGCCUCACGUACACGGAGGAACACCUCAGCACGAGAGCCUUCGCAGUGAGGAUGUCUACAGCUGGCAUACGCCUCAGGAAGGAAAUAGCCCAAGGCCAUCAAUUUCAGAACCUGCGGUCGUUGGCCAUGGAACUACAAGCAUGGUCUUAUCUUGCCAAAACUGUGGGACUACAAUCACACCACUGUGGCGGCGCGAUGAAGGAGGUCGAACAAUUUGCAAUGCGUGUGAGGUCCAGGGACCUCGGGGUCGAUUUUACCGGCUAUCAACUCCAGAAAGGUGUGGAAAAGGCCUCUCCAAGCCUCCCUCAAAAGUCACAACAGCAAUUACCUCCAGUAUCAAGUCUGGACCCCGAGCCAUGGACACGCACUGCAGAAAGCGAGGUAGGUUCUCGUCUCUCCCCCAUGACAAUAUCUCGCAAACGGUCGCACUCGAAUACGGAGCAGUCAUCUCCUUCUACGCUUGCUGGGUCCACUCUCGCAGGAUCAAUGGAUGAUCCCAACAGGCCACGCCUCUCCUCGAUAUCACAAAUCCUUAAUACGCCUCAGCACGUCAGUGCUGUUGAGGAUUAUGCGAUAGAUCCGCACCUCUCACACUUACCACCACAUCUUCAACAACAUAGACAUCCGACACUUAUCCCACCACCGUCACAGCAACCAGCGAAUGGCUCUCAAAAUCAGGCACAGCUUCAAAGACACGAUUCAUCGAGUCAAGGCUUCGGUAGUCCGACGCGAGGGCCAGAUUAUGCAGAUAAGAUGGCACGUUUGAAAAGAGAAGCUGAUCAGAUGAGAGAACUUCUGAUUAGUAAAGAAAAGGAAAUACAAGAGCUGGAAAGAGGGAGGGAGCUGCAAGGUUGA
This is a messenger RNA of Bacidia gigantensis, 1320 nucleotides long. RefSeq lists its product as uncharacterized. Bases 1 to 1320 code for a protein of 439 amino acids. NCBI's taxonomy places the organism in Eukaryota, Fungi, Ascomycota, Lecanoromycetes, Lecanorales, Ramalinaceae. The transcript is spliced from 3 exons. The record is from RefSeq and is a predicted model, not a curated record.